CAUUUCUGACUGGGGAACCAAGCUGGAGAUGUCAUAGAUCACCAACAUACAACCUUAAAUGCAAUAUUGUUGGCUUUAAUUGGCAUACAACAAAAAUGAUAGAAACAACACUCCCAACAACCUCAGUGUGUCCAAAUGAGAAUGGAAAUAUUCAAAUUGCAGCGCAAUGUGUUAGAGUAGAUUCCAUUAAGAGAUCCUAUGCAGAAGCAGUCAAAACUUGCGGAGAACUGCUAGGGCUGGUAGCAGGGCCUAUUGAUGAAAUUCAAACCACAAUCUUAGGGGUUUAUGCUCACAACUCUAGUAUUGGUUCUUUUUGGAUUGGAGUGAAGCAAACCAAUGGAGUCUGGCUGAAGGCUAAUGGUGAAAUCCUUUCAAAUUAUGAGGUUCAAAUUUUGAAUGAAGGGGAAUCUGGCGACUGUAUGAUAGCUGAUGAAUCUGCUGAUUUUAAACACAGAAUUGUAGAUUGCAACCUGAAGUUCUCACAUUUUUGUUCUGUCAGUCCUAAUUGUCCAUUUAACUACACCUGGGUACCAGAACUAGGCCGAACAUGUUUGAGAAUAGGAGAAUCUCCAGGAACUGUCAACUCUCGUGUUGAUUAUUUUUCAGGUGAAAAAUAUUGUGCCCGAAGUGGAGCAAGACUGUUUACUCCUCAUACAGCUCAUGAACUGGAUGCACUUAAGAAAUGGCUUCCUUCCAGGAGAGCAGAGUAUGAUACAGAUUUUGAUGUACUACUAGGUUGGAGAGGAAGAAGAAUAGGAAAUUACUCAACAUUUCGCUCACCAUUCUCGAUGAAAAAAUAUUCUCAGAACACUCUUGAACUCAUUUUUACAGAUAUUGAAGACAUUACAGAUGAAUGCUUCAGAAUUGGUCCAGCCUCUGAUAGCACUCCAAUAGCCAAAAGCAAUACAUGCAUAGACUUUACUAUUGUGAGAUAUAAAGCAACUAAGGAUCUACCUGAGCGCUGGGAUCCUGAUAUAAGAGCAUUGUGCCAAUUCACUGAAUGCUUGACAAAUAAUAACAAAGUGUGCAGAUUUCCUUUCCGUUACAAAGGUAGACUUCAUGACACUUGUAUAACUAUUGAUUCUGAUGUCCCAUGGUGUAGUCUUGCUACAGAUUAUAAAGGAAAUCAUAUAGAUAAUGAGGAGAACAGGGGAACUUGUCAACCUUCUUGUUUUGUUCAAAACUGUCCAGUUGGAUACUUUUUUCAUGAUAAUACUUGCAUUCAUAUAUCAGCAAGAACUUACCCAGAUAUAACAAGAAAUCUUAAUCAAGCAGAAACACAAUGUAAACAAAAAGGUGCAAGACUGUACCAACCAAGAGAUUACUCUAAUUUAGACAGUUUGAUAAACUUUGAAGAUGACUUUUUGAAGCCAGACUUUCCUUUGUUUUACUAUUAUUCAACCACCUCAUACAACAUCAUUGGGGCCUAUGCAAAAAGUGUAUUUCCCAGUUUAGAGAUUCAAUACAUGGAUGGAAGUAGAGCAUAUAUGAUUGAGAAAAAAAUACUGCUUCAAGGUUCUCUUAGAUCAACUACAAUCCCAAAUAUCAACAAAUACACUGGAAAGGCAUGUGUUAUGCUAGACACAAGGGGAUUACUCACAUUAGAACUCUGCAGUACCCAUUCUCCAACCUCAUAUCUAGCUUAUAUUUGUGAAUCCAAGACUAUUUACACAAUAGACACAGAGAAAAACUCAUCAUGUCACUUUCCCUUUAAAAUACCUGGUGAUGAUAAUCUGAUAACUUCUUGUGUCAUUAAUAAAACAUCUGACACUCCAUGGUGUCCUACAGAAGUUGAUGAGAAUGGAGUUAUGAAGCUAGAUAAAAUAGGGACAUGUACCGAUGAGCGAGAAAUAACUUACAAAGGGGAUGGUGAUGGAAGUGACUGUAUUUUCCCAUUUUCAUUUGACAGAAUCUGGUAUGAUAUUUGUACCUUUGGUGACAAAGAUGAAAUAUGGUGUCCAACAAAACUUAACCCAACCAAAGCAUUUGAUGAAAAAAUUGAUGAGUAUGCUUAUUGUACAGAGUUCAUGGGGUCUCCCAAUUCAGAAUGUUCUCCAAACUAUGAAAAGAUUAAUGGCACAUGUAUACGAGUUUCAGCCUUUGCUGAAAACUUUUAUGAUGCAUCAGCAAAGUGUGCUAAAGAAGGAGCUUUCCUUUUGACUAUAUUAGAUGAUACUCUUAUACCUUACAUUCAAAAGUACAUAGAAAUACUGUCAAAAACAAAAAUGUACUUUUUACCAAAAUAUUCCCCAGACUUGUCAUCUUACUGGGUUGGGGGAAGUGUCAUUGAUUUAACAUGGCGUUGGAUGUCCAAUGGUAAAAAUUUUACUCUUUACUCAGACUGGAAGGAUGGAGAGGAAAAUUCAGGAUGCUUAGAUACUUCCCUGUGUACUGAUAAUUACGGCUUAACUGUGGAGAGCAGCAAAUUUCAGUGGGUAGCCGAGGAUAAAUCAAAAAUGAAGCCAUACAUCUGCCAAUCUAAAUGUAGACUUGGUUACAAAUGGUAUCCUAACUUGAAGAAAUGCUUAAAAAUGAAAAGUCUGGGAGACGCAGUCUCAUUUAACACUGCUACUUACAAUUGUGCAAAAGAUCAUGCAAGGCUCACGUACUUUGAAAGUUGUGAUGAUUUGCCAGCUCUCUCUAAGGACAUCUGGAGAGUAAACCAUUCUCCUAUGGAUCAAUUUUGGGUUGGCAUGUUAGGAGGUGGACUUGAUAGCUACACCGCAAGAAGAAUUUCCAGAAAUCAGCGAACCGAGCUGAAAACUGUCUCUUCUAAUGGGUUUGCACCAGUUUUAGGCUGCCCCUGGAUCACUAACGUUGAUUUUUCUACCAAACCAUCCAAAGCUUUUCUUAGGUCCAUUUCCUCGGAUCCGUUAACUGCAAUAAUUGAUUUUAUUCCAGUAGAAGAAACUGAAGAAGUCAGUACAAAAGGCUUUAUUUGUGAAUUUGAGGAUUCUUGGACAUGUCCUGAUAAAUUUACAAUGUUCCAAGAAGAAUGCUUUCUGUUUGUUAAUGAGCCAAAACAAUUCACAGAGGCUCUAAUGAUUUGCAAUGCACAGAAAGGUCACCUGUUUGAACCACUGACUUUGAUACACUCUCAAUUCGUCAAUGAACUCAUUCAGCAAGAAUCAAACAAUAGUGUUUCUGCUUGGACUGGAUACCGUAGACAAUUGUAUUCAAUCAUACCUGAUCUUGACAAAUAUUUUCACACCUCAAACUAUGUUGAAUCUACAAGAACUUUUACAGGAAUAACAGGUGUAGGUGACUGUGUUGGGAUGGUUUCUCCUGGAGAUGAUUUUAAGCUUUAUGAUUGUGUUCAAGAACUUCCAUUCAUCUGUCAGACAUCUCAAACUACACAUCCAGAUGCUAUUGAAAAAAUGGGCAUUCCUGAUUAUGUUCAUCCAUUGGAUAAUGUAACAGAUACAUCUGUAGAACAUAAUGUUGGAUUCUCCAACCUUUCAGUCUGGCAAACAGAACUAGCACAACCAGCUCUAUUCAGAAAAUCUGUAAAUUCUUAUUUUGAAGAAUUUAACACCAAAAAUAUCUCUACUACAUACGGGUUCACCAUAACAAUGUGGAUCAGAUUAAGAACAAGUUCACCCUUAACAAUACCAAUUUGGGUCACAGGAAUCAAUAACUCAUUUUACAUGUAUUUCAGAAAUAAUCAGUUACAUAUUUGGAUGUGUGAGAAUAUAGCCUGCACUAAAACAGAGUAUAGAAAUUCUCAUGAACUAAUACAGCUUAAUGUUUGGACAUUUAUUGCAAUGACAUAUGACAAUGAGAAGGAAAUUGGGCAUCUUUUUAUUAAUGAGACAUAUGGAACUGGAGAUGCUGAAGGCUCACAUUUUACAUUUAAAACCAAUGGAUGGUUUAAAAAUUAUGCUGUUGGGAACACAAUGAUCAUUGGAGCUUCGCCCAAAGAUAAUUCUGGGUUUCUGGGAGAAAUGUCCUGUCUUCAAAUAUCCAACAAAUUCUUGUCUCCUGCUCAAGUAUAUCAACUUUCUAAAAUCUGCCAUGUUGACAUUAACUAUAAAAGAUCCAAACCAUGUCCACCUGGUUACAAACUGAUUCAUGAACAUUGUUAUAAGCUAUCACCUAAUCCACUAACUUACACGGAGGCUGAACUGAGUUGUCUGUCAGAUCCAAAUGAUCCCUAUGUGACACAGCUAAACAUUCCUGUAAAUUUUGAGAUAUUGGAAAUGCUCAGUCUUGAAGCUAAAAAAGCUGUUAAUACAAGCCAAAUUUGGACAGGACUAGAUUCAAUGUCAGAACAUCCUCCUGGAACUAAAUGGAUUGAUAGUAAUGGGGAAGAGUGGUCUAAUGUGCCUUGGGCAGAGGGUCAGCCUGAUUCAUCAGUUCACUGUGUAGUAAUUGACUCCACUUUAAACUAUAAAAUGAAAAGUGUAUCCUGUGAAGAAAAGCACUACUUCUUUUGUUCUACUCCAAAGAAUCCAAACUUUGUUUGCCCUGAAGAUCAUUUUAGUUACAAGGGCAAAUGCCUCUUUAAGAGUAAUGCGUCAAACUCUCUCUCUGAAGCUAAACACUCUUGUGCACAAAGAGGAGGAAUAGUUCUUCCCUUGAAAACCAAAGGAAUGUAUCUCUUGAUAAAGAAGUAUCUGAUCCAGGAGAACAGUGGAAGUAUAUUUAUUGGACUGAAUAUGACAGCUGGGGAAAAUAUGUUUACUGAUAAGUCCCUCUAUACACCUCAAUCCUAUGACUAUGAUGGUGAGAGUUCUAAACUUGUUGGACAUCCCUGCGCUUAUCUGAAAAAGGGUAUUUGGUUUCUACCAAGAGGAACUCCCUGUGAGAUACAGUUUGAGUUUAUCUGCUUAUGGACCCCACCAAACUGCCCAUCAGGAUUCAAGCUGUAUCCACAUGAAAAAGAUGGGCGUACUUGCUACUCAAAAUCAGAUGGAAAAGCAAGCUUUGCCAAUGAGCAGUGUGUAAGUAACUCUGAUGACCUUCAAAGAAAAGGCCUUCCUAAAGAUUUGAGCAAUAUACAAGAUGUGUUACAAUGGGACAGUCAAGCAUGGAUAGAUGGUGUUAGUAAAGAUGGUUUUGAAUGGAUAACUGAGAAUGAAAGAGUCAAUAAUUUUGCAGCUCCAUUGGAUGUUAUUGAUUAUUCAAAAGAACGCUCAUGGAAAUAUGCAGAAACAAAAGCAGGAUAUUUUGUGGAAAAUUCUGUGAGUCCAACAACCAGGCUCAAGUUUAAGCCAAGUAUUUGCAAAACAUCAAUUUCUGAAGUGUUCACUGUCAAGGGAGUCUUUACGUUAAAAAGGAUUGAUAGUAAUAAACCAUCAUUGAAAAUUACAGGCCCUUCAGGAACUAUUCCCCUUAAAUGGGUAUUUUAUAAGGGUGGACUGGAUUCUAAUGAUGCUGAUGAAACAAAUUCAUUUAUUUUGAGUGGUUUAAAUGGAACAACAGUGAUCUCUAAUCCUGAAGUAAUGCUCUCAGGUUUUAACCUUGGCACCAGCUUAAACUUCUCAAUUACAAUUUCUUGUGAUAUGACCGCAUUCACUGUGGCCUUCAAUGACAAGUGGACUGAAACAAUUGGAUAUAAUGCUACAAAUUUAAAUGAGUUUACUGAAAUUUCAAUUGCUGGAGCAGUCUCAGUCCAGAAAGCUGGGUAUGGGGGCAAGGGUUGUCUAUCCCUAUCACAAAAUGGAAGAAUUGUUCCUGAGUAUGGAGAUGGUUGCAAAAUGUCACUUCCAAGUAUUUGUGAGCAUCAGGCUUGUUACACAGUCGACGGGUUUCCUUGCAUUAUUCCUUUUACCUACAAAAAUGUUGAAUAUAAACAUUGCUCUUCUCAAGAUUUAUUCAAACCCUGGUGCCCUACAGGUUUUGAUUCAAGUGGAAACAUAAGUAUGUGGGGAUUCUGUCUUGAGGACUGUCCAUUUGAACCUCCUGCUCCAUCUUGCUUGAGUCCUCCUCCUGUGCCAUCCUUUGCAGCUUUUAAUAGUAAAGAAGUAAAUUUUGAGUCCAGUUGGUUUAACAUAGAAGCACAUGAAGGCCAAGUUUACAGAAUUUCAAAAACCCGAACUAGACUACAUAGACCAGAAUGGUUUUAUGACCCAGCAAAUGUCACUGAAGAAGUAGAAAUCUUUCUAACUAAUAACACUGGAGAAUUUACUGAUAUCUAUGAAAUAGUUCCAGAUGGUGUUGUGGUUAACUACACAUGUCCAUUAGGAUUUGUGUUUAAUGAUUCCUUCAGCAUCUAUUUUGAGGCAGAAUGUAGAAAUUGGACAUGGAUUUAUGAUUUUGAUUCCGCGUCAAGAUGCAUUCCUGUUGUAUGCGAUAAGGAAGUGCCUGAAAGUCCAAAUAAUACAGCACAAGCUGUACAUGAUGUUUCAAUUAGAAACAAAUCUGAUCCUGACUGGAAUAUAUAUUUGAGAAAGAUUAAGUAUUCCUGUCCAAAUGGACAUGUUCUUGAACACCCAAACAAAGACAAUGAACAGAUGAUUGAGACAAGCGAAUUUGAAGUUUUGUGUGAUGCUGACAGACAUUGGAGACCCCUCUUAGAUUAUAAUCCAUUUCCAAACACACCAGUCAUGCCAAAAUGCAUUCCAAUCAACUGCACUGCUCCUUUCAUUAUUCAAAAUAGUGUUCAAUCAACCAUGAAUUGGACUGAAAUUGUUGGCAAACCUCGACCUUAUAGUACUAUAAUUGUAUACGAGUGCACUAUGUCUGGUUGGGGAUACAUGCGUGAUGGACUUAAUAGAACAGUAUCAAGAUGUCUCAGCAAUGGAGAGUGGAAUGUUACAGAUGUUCCAUCCUGCAUUAAACUGCCAUGUCCUGAUCAGCCACCUCCAAUUUCUGAAGGCCCUGGUGCAUUGAGGCUUUAUCAUCCUGAUGUUACAAGAUACAAGUGCAAAAAUGGAUAUAUGUUCGAAAAUGGAAAUUUUCCAUUUUGGUAUAAUGAAUGUCUCCCUAAUAAGAAGUGGUCUAGUAGCACUCUGAUUCCUUGUAUGAAAAGACGAUGCACCCAACCACCUCCAUCUGCACCUUACAAAUAUGAACGGAUUUGGACGAACCGAGUUAAUGAAUUAGGGGAUGUGAUAGUUUAUAGGUGUCCACACGGUCAAUAUAUGGACAUACCACUACCUAGCGGUUAUCCAGCACUGGAUGGAAAGAGUUGGGGCAAAUACGGUGCUUUGCCUCAUCCACAAAGAGAUCAAGAGGUGACAUGUAUCUAG
This is a messenger RNA of Eurytemora carolleeae, 7193 nucleotides long. RefSeq lists its product as uncharacterized. The record is from RefSeq and is a predicted model, not a curated record. Gene Ontology annotation, cellular component: extracellular region. Bases 96 to 7193 code for a protein of 2365 amino acids. NCBI's taxonomy places the organism in Eukaryota, Metazoa, Arthropoda, Copepoda, Calanoida, Temoridae. The transcript is spliced from 23 exons. Gene Ontology annotation, molecular function: neurohypophyseal hormone activity.